Messenger RNA from Clonostachys solani, 777 nucleotides. Lineage: Eukaryota; Fungi; Ascomycota; Sordariomycetes; Hypocreales; Bionectriaceae. The record is from the annotation of a GenBank genome assembly.
AUGGCAGCCGAACACCCCCGCCAUGACGACACAGGUCCCUUUGCGAGCCUGACCCAAGAACUGGCCUACAAUGGUUCCGGUCCGCAGGAACACGAUUUCCGCAUGCAUGACACAGAUGUUGUUCUCAUGGUUGAAGGUGCCAGCCGCAACCUCCAUUUGUUGCACCUGCAAAAUGUGCGUGCGGACACGGUGUCUGGAGCCAAGGCUGCCGUCGACGACUUCCUCCGCUAUUUGGAGCCGACAGCGCAGAGCAAACGGGUAGAGAAGACGGUGUUCCGGAAUUUUAGCAAAGUGCGCCAGGAGCUUCAAAAAUAUGUCACCGCCGCCCAGGACGAAGUAAAGGAGUUACGCGACCAUUUGGAUUGGGUUGACGACACCUUCCCCAAGAGGGAGGCCCCAGAGGACCCUGGCGCAGCCCAGCUUCACUUUUCCGAAGAUAAUCCUGUCGUUGCAGCCCAUGCUGCCUGUGAAGAGUUUCUCAAGCAGCUGGAAAUGAUCAAGGACCCAGACGAGGAUAUCGACAGGGGCAGCAAGGAGAAAAGCAGCAAGCGGAGAAAGCGGAAGAGGGAGGCGCAUACGAUGGCGGAGGGCUCUGAUCAAUAUCAUCAAGAAGUGUGCACAUAUAUGGAGAAGCAGGCUGAGGGCCGCGGCCUUAUCUUCAAAUGGUAUGAUGGUUCGUAUCCACGCGAUUCGUUCCGUCGUAGUUACUCACGGAUCAGAUACGAGGUGUACUUCCGCGAGGGAGGUGAUUGGAGUACUCAUUCCGGAUCCUGUUAA